AGUAGCAUAUUAGCAAUUUUAACCAUUAAAGAGUGAGCAGGUGCUGCAGACCUUGAUCGAUAGAUCAUAACAUAUAUAUAUAUAUAUAUAUAAAGAAAGGAAGCAACUACUUAUCCCAACAAAAGUGCUCCUCAGCAAAAAAAAGAAAAUACACAAAUAAUAUCUCCCUAACUAGAAAUGUCUGUCCUUCUAAGUGUAUUGCAGCUGCUGUUGCUGCUGCUGCUAUUUGGGCAUGCUUUGCAUUGCAAUGAUGCAGCAGUUCUUGUUCCCAUUUCUAAAUAUCCUGCCAAUUGCAUAGAGAGUGAGAGAAUGGCCCUUCUUGAUUUCAAGAAACACAUCCAAGAUCCUUCCAACAAGCUGUCAUCUUGGGUGAUUGGACAAGACUGCUGCUCAUGGGAAGGAGUCCAUUGUGACAACCUCACUGGCAACAUUCUUGCACUGGAACUCAAGGGUCCGGAUCCGAAUUCAUACGAGUCUUAUUACUGGGAUGACUCGAAUUACUUGCAGCUGGGAGGUGAGAUCUCUCCAUCUUUGCUUCAACUUCAACAUUUGAAUUAUCUUGACUUGAGUUGCAACUUCUUCGAUGGAACAAGUAUUCCAUCAUUCAUCAGUCAGUUCAAGGAGUUGAGGUACCUCAAUCUCUCUUAUUCUGGAUUUCAAGGAUCCAUUCCUGCUGGUUUUGGAAAUCUCUCCAGUUUGCACACUCUUGACCUCUCACACAAUUAUGGUGGAGUUUAUGUUGAUGAUCCAGCUCAUCAAUGGCUUUCUCAUCUUUCUUCACUGCAACACCUUGUUGUGAGUGGUGUCACCUUUAGGAGUAACUCAUCAAGUUGCUUGUUUCUAGCCCUGAACAAGCUUCCUUCUAUAAAGGAGAUACGUUUGUCUCAAUGUGGGCUUGAAAGCAUUCCUCUUUUCAUUCCCCAUCUCAACUUCUCGUCUCUCUCCAUUCUUGAUCUAUCUGAAAACUACAUCAAUUUUUCAGUGCCUUCCUUCCAGUUCAACCUAAAGAGCCUUCAAUAUCUAGACCUCAGAGUCAAUUAUUUUGAUAAUAUCGGGCAUGAUUAUCAAUGGCUUUCUAAUCUCACUUCAUUGCAACACUUGGAUAUGAGUUUUGUCAACUUGGGCAACAUGUCAACUAGCCUGUUCCUAGCUCUCAACAAGCUUCCUUCCAUAAAUGAGCUGCACCUGUCCAAUUGUAAGUUAGAAAAGCUUCCACAUUCCAUUCCUCAUCUCAAUUUCUCAUCUCUGUCUGUUCUUGACCUCUCUUACAACCAUAUCAAUUUCUCGGGGAUUUCCUGGUUGUUCAACAUCAAGAGCCUACAAUCUCUAGACCUCAGUCAAAAUGAACUUUAUCACCCCACUAUCACGGUACCUUCUCCCAUAAUGUACAUGACAAGUAUAUUUAUUGGUCCUAAUUAUUAUAAGAGUCAACCCAGUGAGAUAAGCAUAAGCAUACCUGAAAGCAUGGGCAGUCUUUGCAGCUUGCAAACUCUGGACUUGACAAGCUUGAGUAUCAACAAGAGACUGGUUGAACUUGAAGGUGGGUUUUCUGGCUGUCUUAAGAAUAGUCUCACUCAUUUGCACUUAAGUUCCACUGAACUUAAAGGAGAUAUACCAGACUGGAUUGGAGAAAUCAAGAAUCUCAAGCUUCUUGAUCUCUCACGCAACUCAUUCUCCGGCUCUGUUCCUUCAUCCCUAGCAUCACUUUCUUUUUUGGAGGAAUUAUUGCUUAAUGAUAAUCAACUAACAGGAACAUUACCAAAGGAGUUUGGAAACCUUGCACAGCUGGUACAUUUGGAUCUUUCUUAUAAUCAGCUGAGUGGUGCUAUAGCUGAAGAACACUUCACUCAACUUGGGAAUUUAAAAACACUUGAUAUGUCUAGUAACUCACCGGUUUUCAAUGUGAGUGCUAACUGGGUUCCUCCUUUCCUUCUCAAUCAGUUAAGAAUCAGGUCUUGCUUAGUUGGUCCGGAAUUCCCAACGUGGCUUCAGACACAACACAUGUUGAAGACACUUGAUAUGUCCCAAAAUAGAAUCUCAAGCACAGUGCCUGACUGGUUGUGGAACUUGACUACUCGCAACCUUAUUUAUUUAGGCCUCUCUUUUAAUCAAAUUCAAGGGAUGAUACCCAAAUUCUUAACUUUCACUCACAUGGAAAUCCUUGAUCUUUCUUCUAAUUUGUUUUCAGGUCCGUUACCAAAUCUCCACAUGAAGAGCCCCACCUUUUCUUCCAUAGAUCUUUCUAAUAACUCUUUUUCAGGUGAGCUCCUUGAUUGCUGGUCGGAUUCAUCUACACUAUCAGAAAUUAAUUUGGCAUACAACAAUAUAUCCGGGCCUAUUCCAGGUUCAAUAUCUCAUCUUAGUAAUCUAAACUUUCUAUUGUUGAACGAUAAUAAAUUAUCCGGUGAAUUCCCUGAUUCCCUAAAGAACUGCAGUCAAUUGGUCACUCUUGAUCUCAGGCACAACAAUUUCACUGGAAGCAUACCAGCAUGGAUAGGAGAACGGCUAUCAUAUUUAACGGUUCUUAUGUUAAAGUCGAAUGCUUUUGUUAAUCACAUCCCACAAGAACUUUCUCAACUCCAAUAUCUACAAAUACUUGAUUUGUCAAGCAAUAAUCUCUCAGGUCCUAUUCCAAAGAGUUUGAGCAACUUGACUGCCAUGCAAAUGCUCCCAGACACUAUUGGUUGGAUACUUCUUGUGAUCCAAUAUAAAGAUACCAUGCUCUUAAGUUUUAGAGGAAGAGAUGAUGAAUAUAAUCAACGCAAUAUUGGAUAUCUAAAUUACAUUGACCUUUCCAAUAAUGAGUUGUCAGGGAACAUCCCGGAAGAGCUAGCAAGUUUGUAUGCUCUUCAGAGUUUAAACCUCUCUGGAAAUACUUUAGGGGGUGAGAUUCCAAACAAAUUGGGUAGAAUGAAGCAGCUACAAUCACUAGACUUAUCAAGAAAUGAACUUUCAGGAAGUAUACCUGCAACUUUAUCAAACUUGACAUUCUUGGAACACUUCAAUGUAUCAUAUAACAACUUGUCAGGAAGGAUACCAUCAGGUAAUCAGUUCAACACAUUCAAUGACUCCUCUAUUUACAUUGGAAACCAUCUUUGUGGAUAUCCUUUGAGUGACAAUUGCACUAAAGAUGGUGGAAUAAUUACUGAAGAGUUAAGUGAUGGAAAAGAUGAAGAUGAUGAGAUGCUAUGGGUGUACAUUGGAUCUUUGUCAGGGUUUGCAGUUGGAUUCUGGACUAUUUGGGGUGUCUUAAUAUUCAAGAAGAAAUGGAGGCAUGCUUAUUUCCAUUGCGUAGACAACACAUACAACAAGAUCUAUGUUUUUAUUGCAGUCAGCUUUGCCAGGAUGAGGAUCAAGAUGAUGUCGGUAAAUCAUUAGAGUACUCAGAAAGAUUAUAUAUAUAUAUAUACACAUAGACUUUUUUUUAAUGUUUUAUUAAAAUUUAUGCACUUUACUUUUUAUUUUUAUGAAAGCUUAUCUGUAUCUUUGCUUCUCUAUUGUGUAUAUUUGAAUCAUGUAUGGAAAAUAUUUUAGUAA
This is a messenger RNA of Dioscorea cayenensis subsp. rotundata (Guinea yam), 3537 nucleotides long. RefSeq names its product receptor-like protein EIX1. Gene Ontology annotation, molecular function: protein binding. NCBI's taxonomy places the organism in Eukaryota, Viridiplantae, Streptophyta, Magnoliopsida, Dioscoreales, Dioscoreaceae. The record is from RefSeq and is a predicted model, not a curated record. The transcript has 2 exons. The coding region runs from base 178 to 3378 and encodes 1066 amino acids.